Hyaena hyaena (striped hyena) is the source of this 2015-nucleotide messenger RNA. It is a transcript of the gene SURF4, whose product is annotated as surfeit 4. Gene Ontology annotation, biological process: Golgi organization. Gene Ontology annotation, cellular component: membrane; endoplasmic reticulum; endoplasmic reticulum-Golgi intermediate compartment. The record is from RefSeq and is a predicted model, not a curated record. Lineage: Eukaryota; Metazoa; Chordata; Mammalia; Carnivora; Hyaenidae. The transcript has 6 exons. The coding region runs from base 145 to 954 and encodes 269 amino acids.
GGCAGCCGCUGGAUCCGCCGACGGGGAGCGAGGCCGGCGGCCGGGUACUUCCUGUGGAGGCCGCAGCGGGCGCGGGCGCGGGCGCCGACGGGCCGAGCGCCGAGUGAGCGAGCGAGCGAGCGAGCCGAGCCUCCCGCCGCCGCCAUGGGCCAGAACGACCUGAUGGGCACGGCCGAGGACUUCGCCGACCAGUUCCUCCGGGUCACGAAGCAGUACCUGCCUCACGUGGCACGCCUCUGCCUGAUCAGCACGUUCCUGGAGGACGGCGUCCGCAUGUGGUUCCAGUGGGGCGAGCAGCGCGACUACAUCGACACGACGUGGGGCUGCGGCUACGCUCUGGCCUCCGCCUUCGUGCUCCUCAACCUGCUGGGACAGCUGACCGGCUGCAUCCUGGUGUUGAGCAGGAACUUCGUGCAGUACGCCUGCUUUGGGCUCUUUGGAAUCAUAGCGCUGCAGACCAUCGCCUACAGCAUCCUGUGGGACUUGAAGUUUUUGAUGAGGAACCUGGCCCUGGGAGGAGGCCUGUUGCUGCUCUUGGCGGAAUCCCGUUCCGAAGGGAAGAGCAUGUUCGCAGGAGUCCCCACCAUGCGCGAGAGCUCCCCCAAACAGUACAUGCAGCUCGGAGGCAGGGUUCUGCUGGUCUUGAUGUUCAUGACGCUCCUUCACUUUGAUGCCAGCUUCUUCUCGAUUCUCCAGAACAUCGUGGGCACAGCUCUGAUGAUUUUAGUGGCCAUCGGUUUUAAAACCAAGCUGGCCGCUUUGACUCUUGUUGUGUGGCUGUUUGCCAUCAACGUGUAUUUCAACGCCUUCUGGACCAUUCCCGUCUAUAAGCCCAUGCAUGACUUCCUGAAAUACGACUUCUUCCAGACCAUGUCGGUGAUCGGAGGCCUGCUCCUCGUGGUAGCCCUGGGCCCCGGGGGCGUCUCCAUGGACGAGAAGAAGAAAGAGUGGUAACAGACCCCUUCCCUGCCUGGCUAGGACCCGUGGCCAUUGAGGACUGGUUCGGGGUGGAUUCGACAAAACUGCCAGCAUUUAUGUGUCCUCUUCCCUUCCCUCCCUUGGUAAAGGCACAGAUGUUUUGAGAAUUUAUUUGCAGACACCUGAAAUUUGGCGGCUAAAUCUGCUCUGGACCCACAGCCUAGCACCUGACCGUCGGGGUGGGUGGCGCCCCCCUUCCCCAGGCGCGGCCUCGGCUUCCUGAGAGCAGCUUGCUGGGCUGUGGCCUCGGUUCCCAUUCUUGUUUCUGUUUUGUGGGUGGGGGGCCUUCAAGCUGUACUGUGAGCAGAUACAUUGGUGUAUCAUUCAAAGCGGUCUCCCUCUUACUGUUUUUUAAGUUUACGUUUUUAGCUAAAAUUGAUUCGGGAUGGCCCAGCCCAGCAUCACACACGCUGCUCCGAGUGAUCCCCACCCCGCGUUGUACUACCUGCAGGGAUAACGACGGCAUUUGGAGAGACCCAAACCCAAAGAACGAAGCAGUGCUGGGGGGGGGGGGGCGGCGGUGCCAAGGCUGCUGUUCACAGUGGGAGUCACUCACUCGUUGGAAGACUGGCUCGGGUCGGUGCAGCGGUUUCUGUGGGGUAAUCCCCCCGGGAGAUUCGGUGGCUCUAGGUGGGGACGGCGGAGCUGAAGUUCCCAGGUGCACCCAGAGCCCACAGGGACCCUCGCUCCGACCCUGGCCUGGCCACAUGUGUGCAAGCUGGCUCCCCUGAGGGGCGUGGGACGAGUAGCAGCCUCGCAGGGCAGGGUGGCAACAAAGCGGGCUCUCAGACCAGUGACCUCACCCGUCUUCACAAGGAGCCUGGGCUGCCGCUGCGGCUCCGACCUGGCCAAGCGCCCCGCUUGGUUCUCCUUUAGCUCGAGGGACUCUUCCUAAGCUGCGCAGCCGUGACACGAGGCUGUGGCUUGCUCAGAUGGUCUUUGCUAUGCUGAACGCAGCCCAAAUUACUUUCUAUGAUUCGUGAUGCCUUACCGAUUGGAUCUUGAUCCUGUAUUUAAAGUUUUCUCACAUUGCCUUA